CUGUCUUAUGCCGCGAGACAGGAACGAUUAGGGCUUUGCCAGAUGCUUCUAGAAUUCGGAGCGGAUCCGAAUCUCCGAGGCUAUCGCGGACUGAGCGCUUUACAUUCUGCCAGUAUCCAAGGAAACUGUCAAAUCGUGCAGCUUCUCAUCAAGCGCGGUGCGAACAUUAAUCCGGCGAACGAUAGGGGCACCAUCCCAUUAUUCCAAGCUCUCUCAAACGGCCACCGCCAGACUGUCCUGACGCUGCUCCGAGCUGGUUCA
This is a messenger RNA of Aureococcus anophagefferens, 261 nucleotides long. RefSeq lists its product as hypothetical. Gene Ontology annotation, molecular function: protein binding. The record is from RefSeq and is a predicted model, not a curated record. The annotation marks the transcript as partial. Lineage: Eukaryota; Pelagophyceae; Pelagomonadales; Pelagomonadaceae. The transcript has a single exon. Gene Ontology annotation, cellular component: cytoplasm; nucleus.